AUGAAUGUUGCCAACACAACAGGCUGUGCUAAUAUAAAAUUAAAUUGCCUCAAAAAUUAUAUUUGCAGAUCUCGCCUUGCAGAUUUCUUCACGAACUGCCAGCCUGAGUCACGGUCUGUUAGUAGCUGUCUGAAGGAGAACUAUGCUGACUGCCUCCUUGCUUACUCGGGGCUUAUUGGCACAGUGAUGACACCAAACUACAUAGACUCAAAUAGUCUCAGCGUUGCCCCAUGGUGCGACUGCAACAACAGUGGUAAUGACAUAGAUGAAUGCCUGAAAUUCCUGAAUUUCUUCCAGGACAAUACAUGCCUUAAAAAUGCAAUUCAGGCCUUUGGCAAUGGUACUGAUGUGAAUGUGUGGCAGCCAAUCCUACCAGUACAGACCACUACAGCCACAACUACAACAGCUUCCAGACUUAAAAACACAGGUUCAGAGACCACCAACAAUGAAAUACCCACCCACAACGAUUCACCAGCAUGUGCAAACCUGCAGACACAGAAGAAGCGGAAAUCCAAUGAAUCUGUAGAUACAGAGCUCUGUCUUAAUGAGAAUGCUAUCGGGAAAGACAACACAGCAGGAGUCUCCACCAGUCACAUAUCGUCGGAGAAUUCGCUCGCUCCUCCUGCAAGCUUCUAUCUAAGCACACAGCUCACUCUGAUGACACUUGCACUCUCACUCUGUUUGUUCCUAAGCUCAUCAGUCAUCUUGUAGCUGUGUUACAAAAAGGACAUGUAAAAAAAUUAUCUGUUUCCUGUCCUCUGUUGUUUCUCUGGAAUUCCAGGUCUGGGAGCUAAGCUGAGGCACUCCUGCUAGAACAGUUGCAGUCAGCUGGAAUUUUCUUUCUUUCUCUCUUAAAAAAGCUUCUUGUGAUAUUUAGAGGCUUUGUGAAAUACUUGGUGCAGUGCUACAUUCCAAACCCAAAAAGGCUUUUGGGCAUGCAGUGUUUUAAAAGAGACAGUGUGUAAAUUUGCCUGUAAAGCGACCUGGUUGGAUUAUUUUAAUAAUAAUUAUUUUAAUUCUGGCUUUUACCUGAGAAGGAGGAUGGCAGUUUUCUUAAGAUCCUCAGAUAUAGCUCAUUGAAUGGUUUUGGUUUUCAAAUUGGUUGAACUUCAGACUAUCAAGAAUGCGAGGCUUUUGUCUAAUGGUGAAUGUUCUCCCAGAGAGUGGACUUUAUGAAACUUCCUCAUUUGAUAAAUUGCUACUGAUGUUAAACUCUUUCAGUGUGUUAGCAUUUUCCUCUUUAAAUGUUUACGUACUGUAAGUAAUUCUGCGUUCCCUGCUGAGAAGCCAUUAUAAUUCACACACAGGUAUAAUGUAUGUCUUUCAGUUAAAUUCUCAUAGAGUGUGGCAUAGAACUUUCUAACAGUACAUUUAUCUUUUAAUUGUAAUCAUCUAGCCUUAACAAGGGUGAAGAUUCUUUAAAUUAACAAGAAGCAGCCAUUGUGAAAGCUUGAUAAAGUUAUGUUUCUUUAAAUUUGAGGACAAGUGGUAGAAACAAAGUUUGCUACAGGGUUUCAGCUGUACAGUCUAUGGUCUUCUAUGCUUCCAUUGUGAUAAUAUAGUCCAGUUAUUAUACUGUUUGUUUAAUAAAAAAAAAUGACAUACAAUUUAUUUGCUCCAC
Messenger RNA from Nestor notabilis (Kea), 1621 nucleotides. Its product is annotated as GDNF family receptor alpha-1-like. Gene Ontology annotation, molecular function: signaling receptor activity. Gene Ontology annotation, cellular component: signaling receptor complex; external side of plasma membrane. The record is from RefSeq and is a predicted model, not a curated record. The transcript has 6 exons. Gene Ontology annotation, biological process: nervous system development. Bases 1 to 711 code for a protein of 236 amino acids. Lineage: Eukaryota; Metazoa; Chordata; Aves; Psittaciformes; Psittacidae.